Musa acuminata AAA Group (dessert banana) is the source of this 2173-nucleotide messenger RNA. RefSeq names its product putative polyol transporter 1. The coding region runs from base 29 to 1714 and encodes 561 amino acids. The transcript is spliced from 2 exons. The record is from RefSeq and is a predicted model, not a curated record. Gene Ontology annotation, biological process: transmembrane transport. Gene Ontology annotation, molecular function: carbohydrate:proton symporter activity. Lineage: Eukaryota; Viridiplantae; Streptophyta; Magnoliopsida; Zingiberales; Musaceae. Gene Ontology annotation, cellular component: membrane.
AAACACGGAAUCUGGGGCCUUUAAAGUAAUGCAUUUUGUUCAUCAAGGUGGUGAUGUGAUUCCAGUUCCUUCCGCCUAUUUAAUCCCCUUAAGCGCAAGCCUCUCUGCUCACCAAGACCAGCUCGGUCCCUCCCUCUCUCUUCCACAUCUUGUAACCUUCACUUCAUCCACAGUAAUGGGUGAUCAGAAACCAGAAGCGAACAUCAUGGAGGCGGUUGCACCAGCGAAGAGCAGGAACAAGAUGUUCGCCUUCGCCUGCGCCGUUCUCGCUUCCAUGGCGUCCAUCCUCUUGGGCUAUGAUAUUGGAGUGAUGAGCGGAGCGGCAAUCUUUAUAAAGGACGACCUCAAGAUCAGUGACGUGCAGGUAGAGAUCCUCCUCGGGAUCCUCAACCUCUACUCCCUCGUCGGCUCCUACGCCGCUGGCUUCACCUCCGACUGGAUCGGCCGCCGCUACACCAUCGUCUUCGCGGCAGGCAUAUUCUUCGUCGGCGCCAUCCUCAUGGGCUUUGCCACCAACUACGCCUUCCUCAUGGCCGGCCGAUUCGUCGCCGGCAUCGGCGUUGGGUACGCGCUCAUGAUCGCCCCGGUGUACACUGCGGAGAUCGCCCCGGCCUCCUCCCGCGGCUUCCUCACGUCUUUCCCGGAGGUCUUCAUCAACUCGGGCAUCCUCCUUGGCUACGUCUCCAACUAUGGUUUCGCCCACCUCCGUCAGUCCCUCGGCUGGCGCUUUAUGCUCGGCGUCGGAGCCAUCCCCUCUGUUUUCCUCGCCGUUGGCGUCCUCGCCAUGCCGGAAUCCCCGCGGUGGCUCGUCAUGCAAGGGCGCCUCGGCGAGGCCAAGCGGGUUCUUGACAAGACCUCCGACACGCCCGAGGAGGCGCAGCUCCGCCUCGCAGAUAUCAAGGCCGCUGCUGGCAUCCCUGAGGGCUGCAACGACGACGUCGUGCCUGCACCGAAGAAGAGCCACGGGGAGGGCGUGUGGAAGGAGCUGCUGAUCAGGCCGACGCCGGGAGUCCGGCGAGUGCUGCUCACCGCCAUCGGGAUCAACUUCUUCCAGCAGGCCUCCGGCAUCGACUCGGUGGUGCUCUACAGCCCCCGGGUGUUCGAGAAAGCCGGCAUUCACGACAAAAACAAGCUGCUAGCCACGACGGUGGCCGUCGGGUUCACGAAGACUCUCUUCAUCCUUGUAGCCACCUUCUUAGUCGACCGCAUCGGACGUCGACCGCUGCUGCUGAGCAGCACCGGCGGGAUGAUCCUGUCGUUGGCCGCCCUCGGCCUGGGGCUCACGCAGAUCGACCACCACCCGGACGGGCAGCUCCGGUGGGCGAUCGGGCUGUGCAUCGUGUCCAUCCUGGCCUACGUCGCCUUCUUCUCCAUCGGCCUGGGCCCCGUCACGUGGGUCUACUGCUCGGAGAUCCUCCCGCUGAGGCUGCGGGCGCAGGGCGCCAGCAUCGGGGUGGCAGUGAACCGGGUGACGAGCGGCGUGAUCACCAUGACCUUCAUAUCGCUCUACAAGGCCAUCACGAUCGGCGGGAGCUUCUUCUUGUACGGCGGGAUCGCGUUGGCGGCGUGGGUGUUCUUCUUCACGUACUUGCCGGAGACGAGGGGGAGGACGCUGGAGGACAUGGAAGAGUUGUUUGGGACCAAAAAGGACGCGGAGGAAGCACCAAAUGGAGUUCAGAUGGUGAAUGCAAGCGAGGGCAAUGAGAAAAUAUGAGUUCUGUGUGAACGUCGUAGUAAGUAACAAAUGUUAGAGGGCCAAACCCUACCAGAAGACCCAAGUAGAGAAGAAGAAUGAACCUACCGGACAUAAAUGAGAAGAUUCUGUCUUUGACAGUAUCAGUACUUUCUGGGUUUUGAUGUGGACGGGAAAAGGCAGGAAGAAGAAAAGUCCUCAUUAGCAAUAUUAGAUAGAAACUAUGGCAUGAUUAGUGUGAUGAAGUCAAUGAGGUGGGGCAGUGAUUCGUGUGAAAUAUUCCGACUUGUGAGUCCAAAUAAAAGCAUAGGACAAAGAGUAGCUAUGUGGAAUGAUAUGGGUGUUGGUGAGCAAGUCUUCCUAUCUCUGUAGAGUUACCCCAUUCCCUUGACUUGGGAAGUAAUAUUAUAUUUGUAUCCCAACUCUUUCUUUUUCUUGCUUUUCCUAUUUUGAGAUAAUAUCAUAAAUAUUACUUAUCUA